Lactuca sativa (garden lettuce) is the source of this 3990-nucleotide messenger RNA. RefSeq lists its product as uncharacterized. The record is from RefSeq and is a predicted model, not a curated record. NCBI's taxonomy places the organism in Eukaryota, Viridiplantae, Streptophyta, Magnoliopsida, Asterales, Asteraceae. Gene Ontology annotation, biological process: DNA repair; telomere maintenance. Gene Ontology annotation, molecular function: DNA helicase activity.
AUGAAUGCAAUGGACGCUAGAGAGAGAAGAAAACGCAGAAAGUUAUAUUUGGAUAACAGAAAAUCCAAAAAACAAUAUACCACAUCAUUGUCUCAUCGUACACCUAUUGCACAUGUUAUUCAUUGUACCCAAUUCGGUUCAAAGAACACUACAGAAUCUACAAACGCUAAAGAGAAGAGAAAAAUUAGAAAAUUAUAUUUGGAUAAUAAAAAAUCCAAAAUAUUACAUACAUCAUCAAACUCUCAAAAUUCAUCUUUGAAUAAAGGUGUUACAUUAGAUAAGGAAAAUAUAAAUCCAGUCAAAUCAUUUGUAUAUCAACAUACAAUUAUUGAUCAUCCUUCAACAAAUUCAAACGGCAAUUAUAUUUUCAAUAAUAAAUUUCGAACACCACUAUCUACUAACAAAGAUAAUUCUUUGUUUGGUACCGCCACUAUAUCCACUAACAUUUCAAAUAUAAAUGUUAGAACACCAUUUUCUAACAUUUCAAAUGGCAGUUAUAUAUUCAAUAAUAACUUUCAAACACCGCUCUCUAUUAACAAAAAUAAUUUAGUGUUUGGUAAUGCCACAACAUCCAUCAAUCGUUCGGCAAUAAUCCAGAAUUCUUCAUCAAUCAAGUUACCAAGAGGAAAACAUCAUUUAAAAAGAAAGACUUCAUUUAUAUCCGCUAUACCUAUGUUUGACUUGACAUUAGAUGAAGAAAAAAUAGAUGAUCAUAUUAUUGAAGAUAUUUUCCGCGAUUACUUUGAUCAUGGAGAUCAGAUUAUUAUAUGUCAGAUUUGUCAUGCAAAAUUAUGGAAAGAUGAAUCGGUUAGAGGGCAAAAAAAAGAUAAUACGUCUUAUUCCCUAUGUUGUGGUUACGGCAAAGUUGAGCUACCACCCUUAAAAGAAGCACCGUCAUCCUACCAAAAUCUAUAUAGAUCGGUAGAUUCAAAAAGCAAACACUUCAUGAAGAACAUUCGACGUUACAAUUCAAUGUUUUCGUUUACAUCGAUGGGAGGCAAAGUUGAUUCAUCCAUCAAUAGAGGCAACGCACCGUACAUAUUCAAACUUAGUGGUCAAGAUUAUCAUAGUAUAGGAAGUCUUUUACCUACACCUGGUUCAAGACCGAAAUUCUGUCAGUUAUACAUAUACGAUACGGAGAACGAGAUUUCAAAUAGAUCGACAACUUUUGGUGGUCCGACAAGCGAUUCUACGUUAACUUCAACAUCAUAUGAUCUCCAAAUUAUAGAAUUUUUGAAGGUUAUGUUAGAUUCGAACAAUGCAUUGGUCAAGUCUUAUAGGAUGGUAAGAGACACUCUUCAUGAAAAUCCUUGUGCUAAUUUGAAGUUAAGAUUAAUUGGAAAAAGAGAACAAGAUGGAAGGACCUAUAACUUACCAACUUCUUCUGAGGUUGCAGCUUUAGUUGUCGGUGAUUUUUGUGAUUCAAUUGAAAAAAGAGAUAUCGUUGUUCAAACUUCAUCAGGAUUUUUACAGCGUAUCAGUGAAUUACAUCCUUCUUACCUUGCUCUUCAGUAUCCAUUACUAUUUCCAUAUGGCGAUGAUAGUUAUAGAGUUGAUAUCCUUCAUAGAGAAUUCAAGAUAGUGAUCAAUCGUUCUCACUUACCGGUGGUGCACGCUUAUGAGAAUUUGCGUAAUCAGCAAGCACUUGGAAGUAUAGAUAUUUCCAACGUCGGACAACGUGUGAUCUUACCUUCUUCAUUUACCGGUGGUGCACGCUAUAUGAUGCAAAACUAUUUGGAUGCCAUGUCGCUCUUGGUUUAUACAAUUGAAUUUCAAAAAAGAGGUUUACCUCAUAGUCAUAUAUGUCUGUUUAUGCAUGCUAAAUGCAAGCUUCCAACAGUUGAAGAUAUCGAUCCCAUAAUUUCUGCUGAGAUUCCAAAUAUUGAUGAUGAUCCAGAAUUGUAUUCACUUGUCAAGGAGUUCAUGAUUCAUGGUCCAUGCGGAGCUGAAAAUUUGAAUUGCCCAUGCAUGGUCGACGGAAAGUGUUCUAAAAACUUUCCAAAGCAAUUUUGUGAUCAUACUUCAGUUGAUUCAAAUGGUUUUCCCUUAUACCGGAGAAGAAAUGAUGGACAUUUUGUAGAAAAGUCUGGUGUUCAGUUAGAUAACAGAAAUGUUGUUCCAUACAACAAAUAUCCGUUGAAAAGAUAUCAGGCACACAUUAAUGUUGAAUGGUGCAAUCAAGGAUCUUCCAUAAAGUAUUUGUUUAAAUAUAUAAACAAGGGUCCUGAUAGAGCUACUGUAUCUAUGGUGCCAAGCAAUAAUUAUUCCGAUAACAAUGAUGCAGUGGAUGAAAUUAAAGAAUACUAUGAUUGUAGAUAUAUUUCUGCAUGUGAAGCAUCAUGGCGGAUUUUUAAAUACGAUGUUCAUUAUAGAUAUCCUGCUGUGAUUAGACUACCUUUUCAUCUUCCCAAUCAACAACAAGUUGUAUAUGAGGCAGACGAUGACAUUGAAGAUGUUCUUGACCGAACUUCCGUUGCUUCUUCAAUGUUCACAUCUUGGAUGAAGUGUAAUGAAAUCAGUAAAAAAGCACGAAAACUGACAUAUGUUGAAUUUCCUACAAAGUUUGUUUGGCAUCGUAAAGAUCUUAUUUGGAAGCCAAGGAAAGUUGGAUAUGCAGUUGGUAGAAUUCACUCUGUUUCACCUAAACUCGGAGAAGCAUAUUUCUUAAGAAUUCUUUUAAAUAAAGUGAAAGGUCCUAAAUCAUUUGAAGAAAUUCGCACAGUCAAUGGUGAACUAUGUUCUUCUUUUAAAGAUGUAUGUUAUACUCUUGGCCUUUUAGAUGAUGACAAAGAAUUCGUCGAUGCAAUUAAGGAAGCAAGUCUUUCUAGAUCUGGUUUAUCACUAAACGAAGAUCAACUUAAAAACUUGACUUUGUUUGAGAUAGAACAAAUUUUACUCCGUAACAAUUCCAGUCUCAAACACUAUGGAAAGAUGCCUUACCCAGAUGUUGAUUCUGUUUCAUCUUCAAACAAUCGUCUUAUUACUGAGGAGCUAGAUUAUGACAUACCAAAUUUAAAGAACGAGUUUAAUCGGUUGUUUGUUGCAUUAACAAACGAGCAACGAGACAUUUUUCUUGAUAUCAUGGAUGCAGUUAAACAUAAUAGGGGAGGUGUAUUCUUUGUUUAUGGUUAUGGUGGAAUUGGUAAGACAUUUCUUUGGAAAACAAUUUCUACAGCAAUUAGAGGUCAAGGUGAGAUGGUUUUAAAUGUUGCUUCAAGUGGGAUAGCUUCAUUAUUAUUGACUGGAGGCAGGACAACACACUCUCGGUUUAUAAUUCCCAUAAAUCUUACCGAUGAUUCUUUUUGUAGAAUAAAUCCAAAGAGUGAUCUUGCCAGUUUAGUGCGAAAAACCUCAUUGAUCAUUUGGGAUGAAGCACCCAUGGUUCACAAACAUGCAUUUGAAGCUUUAGAUCGAACUCUCAAGGAUAUAUUAAAGUGUGUCAAUCCUAGGAAUUCAAAUAUCCCAUUUGGAGGGAAAGUGAUUGUCUUUGGAGUUCAUAAACUAACCAAAAACAUGAGGUUAACAGUUGGAAGCGAUCCAUCUUCUAUUAAACAAAUAAGGGAUUUUGCAACUUGGCUUUUAGACAUAGGAGAAGGUUCAUUAAUUAGUUUUGUAUAUCCUUCUAUACUGGAAAACUUCAACAUUCCUGAUUAUUUUCAAGAAAGAGCAAUAAUUGCUCCCAAGAAUGAAGUUGUCCAAGAAAUAAACGAUCGUUUGUUGUCAAUGUUUCCAGGAGAACCAACUGAAUACUUAAGUUCAGAUAGCCUAUGCCAAUCCGAGUUUCUUCAUGAUAAGUUUGAUACAAAUUUAUACUCACCUGAUGUUUUAACUGGUCUUAAAGUCUCAGGUCUGCCAAACCAUAAGCUUAUUUUAAAAAUCGGUGUUCCAGUUAUGUUAUUGAGAAACAUUGAUCAGAAAAACGGCUUAUGUAAUGGGCUAGACUACAGGUUAUAUCUUUGGGCAAACGUGUUAUCGAGGCAGUUAUCUUAA